UAUACGGUGAUAACAUAUUCAGGUGUUGGUUGUAGCUUUAAAAAUGAGUGCUAUCAAGGAGUAUUUUAAAAAUGAAUUUAAUUUGUUAAUGUUUACCCUCGAACACAACGACCCUACGGAUUUUUACAUCAGUGUUUGGCAAAGAACAAAAUCACCGAUACCGCUUCUGAUAUGGAGGAUAUUGCUGCUGCUAACUUCCCUUGCGAUUGUAAUCACCUCUAUGACAUUCUAUGGAUUGAGUGAGUUUCAUAUAGGUUAUUGGUUCCUAUAUCUGACUCACUGGGGAUUGUCGUUGAUGGUUCUCUCUACUGGGUUUGGAGUUGCUGUCUCCGCCAAAACCUACAUUUCGGGUCCGAUUGGAACCGAUAUAAGUUUGCCAUGGUACGUCAAAACGUUCUGGGUGCUACACAACAUCUCGGUGCCAGUUGCUUUUCUAAUCACAUUAUUUUACUGGACAUUACUUUACAACGCUAACUUCCAAGAGGAAAUGGGCAAGGGUCUAGACAUCGCGAUUCACGGCAUCAACUCCUUAAUAAUGUUCCUUCAACUGAUCAGCUCAGCUCACCCUACCCGGAUCGUACACUGCACACAUCCUUUCCUAUUCGCUCUGGUAUAUGUAUUCUUCAACCUCAUAUACUAUGUGGCAGGCGGGAAAGAUCCUUUGGGGAAUCCUUGGAUAUAUCCCGUGGUGCACUGGGGGGAGCCGGCGACGGCGUCUGUCGUUGUCGUUGUAACUGGAAUCGUUUUAAUAUUUUUACAUUUUGUGACAAUCGCCCUAGCAGCAGCUAGGAACGCCAUCUCCAAGUGCACCCGACCGUCUGAACCCAGCGAUCCGGCUGAACUUGAGGCUUUACGGAACCCGCCUUGGCAGAGUAGCGUUUGAGUCAUAUAAAAUUUAAUUUAUAGAUAUAUGAACAAUA
Danaus plexippus (monarch butterfly) is the source of this 920-nucleotide messenger RNA. RefSeq names its product protein rolling stone-like. The record is from RefSeq and is a predicted model, not a curated record. The transcript has 4 exons. Bases 44 to 883 code for a protein of 279 amino acids. Lineage: Eukaryota; Metazoa; Arthropoda; Insecta; Lepidoptera; Nymphalidae. Gene Ontology annotation, cellular component: membrane.